Molecule: messenger RNA, 1483 nt
Organism: Syngnathoides biaculeatus (alligator pipefish)
Lineage: Eukaryota; Metazoa; Chordata; Actinopteri; Syngnathiformes; Syngnathidae
Gene: lnp1
Product: leukemia NUP98 fusion partner 1
Exons: 4
Coding region: 154-894 (246 amino acids)
Source: RefSeq, a predicted model, not a curated record
UCCGGGGUGAAAACUCUCCGCCGGCCACGUCAAAUAGAUUAAAAGGGAUCGUGCAGAGUUAUUUCGGGAUGCCUCGGGAAUAGCCGGGCAGGCAGGCAGGCGGUCGGUCAGUCAGUCGAGUCAGGCGUUCAGUCGACCGGGGAGUUCAGCGUCAUGUCGCUGAGGCUCCUGCCCGCCAUCAUCAUGGACGACGAGGACGACGACGGCAACUUCACCAAGUGGAUGAGCAGCUACUGGGGACACGGAGCCGAAGGGUUUGGAGGGGGGGCCGGAGGACACUCGCGGGAAAGGAAGCGGAGUUUUAGGAGACCCGCCAAGACCAGAGUUGAUCGGAGGGCGUCACUUCCCACUGUGUCUCAGCUUGACGCCAUGAAGCUGAACCGGUUGCACGCCGCCACCAUGGCGCCGGCGCCAAGCCACGCCAAGGUCCGAGAGGAGAAGGUGGAGGUCAGACCCCACCAGAGGGCUCGGCGGACCUCUUUGGAUGAAAACGGUCGUCCCAAGUCGGCCGUCCCGGAGAACCGUAUCGGCACGAUCCCGGAACUGGCAGAAUCCUUCCAAAAAAGACUUUGUCUUCAAGAUAAUUGCAGCCUGUCACUGAAUGACGAUGCCAAGCUGUGUCUGCUGUGCCAUGACAACAUGUACAAAAGCGGCGGCGGCGGCGGGGCCGUUCAAGACCUGCACUGUGCGCACGCCUUCCACAAGGAGGCCGCUCGCAGGUCCGAGCCGUGCGGCGGCGGCGGCAGCGGGGGCGAGAUGACGGCGGUCUGCCCGGCGAAGAUCGUCCCGAGCGGCAGGAGGAGGUCGGCGGACGAGACGCAGCAGCAAAAGCAACAACAGCACCAGCAGCAAUACACGUUCCGACGGCAGCUUUCUCUGCGCAGGCACCGCUAAAUUCUCGCCAGAACUCUACGGUGGCGACCCGUCCGCCUCGUUCCCUUUCGGUGGCGAUUCACCUGGCGUAAUCCACCUUUUAAUACCGCAAGAGGUCACGAUUAUUAUAAACCAUCAAAUACUUUACAAAAAUGUCAUAUAACAGUGCCACUUACAUUAUAUGAAAAAGUUCACAAUCAAUAUUUAACUACCGUAAAUCCAGGCCUACAGAGCCCACCUGGUUAUAAGCCUCACCCAGUACAUUUGUAAAGGAAAUACCAUUUGGUACUUGCAUAGGUCGCAGCCGUGUAAAAGCCGCAAGUGCCCACAUUGAAACCGGCUUUGAAACAUGCGAUAUUUACAAAUACGGUACACAGAGAGUUUAACGCAGGGGUGUCAAACUCAUUUUUGUCACGGACCACAUCGUAGUUACAGUUUCCCUCAGACGGCCGUUAUGACUAAAACCAUAAUCUUUAAUCGCCUCAUCAUAUUUACACUAGUUAUGAAUCGGAGAACAAGUGUAAUAGGGUUUUUCAUACACUGUUCAUGUUUGCUAACACAAAAUACUUAUAAUAUCUCAAUGUUAUCAUUGAUGAUGUGUGACUUUGAA